AUGUGCGGUUUACCGGGCCUCAGAUUCGGCGGCCUGACAGGCCACUGCGCCGAACCUGCGAGAGAGGCUCGUCGAGGUGGUUCUGUCUCACCAAGUGGUUGGCAGUAUGCACCAGUACUACGUGGACAGGUGCGUGCGUUCGCAGGGCUUGCCCGGUUCCUUUUGAGGGGUGGUGCCACGUGUACUGAAGCGAUAACUCUGCAAGCACUCUCCAUCAUUCCCUACCUUCCCCUCCUGCCGCUCCUUCCUCCUUCCCCUCCUGCUCCUCCGUUCCCUCCUGUCUCCUCCCCCCACCGAGUCCUAGGGCCUGCCGAGUUUCUUUCGAGGAGUGGUGUCACAGUGUUCUGCAUCCGCAUCGUGUUCCGCAUCUGCAUAGUGUUCCGCAUCUGCAUCGUGUUGCGCAUCUGCACCGUGUUGCGCAUCUGCACCGUGUUCCGCAUCUGCACCGUGUUCCGCAUCUGCAUCGUGUUGCGCAUCUGCAUCAUGUUGCGCAUCUGCAUCGUGUUCCGCAUCUGCAUCGUGUUGCGCAUCUGCAUCGUGUUCUGCAUCUGCAUCGUGUUGUGCAUCUGCAUCGUGUUCUGCAUCUGCACCGUGUUCCGCAUCUGCAUCGUGUUGCGCAUCUGCAUCAGGUUGCGCAUCUGCAUCGUGUUCCGCAUCUGCAUCGUGUUCCGCAUCCGCAUCGCGUUCCGCCUCUGCAUCGUGUUCCACAUCCGCAUCGUGUUGCGCAUGUGCAUUCCGCCUCCGCAUCGUGUUCCGCCUCUGCAUUGUGUUCCAUCUUAG
Molecule: messenger RNA, 780 nt
Organism: Closterium sp. Naga37s-1
Lineage: Eukaryota; Viridiplantae; Streptophyta; Zygnematophyceae; Desmidiales; Closteriaceae
Source: the annotation of a GenBank genome assembly